Molecule: messenger RNA, 483 nt
Organism: Marasmius oreades (fairy-ring Marasmius)
Lineage: Eukaryota; Fungi; Basidiomycota; Agaricomycetes; Agaricales; Marasmiaceae
Exons: 2
Coding region: 1-483 (160 amino acids)
Cellular component (GO): membrane
Source: RefSeq, a predicted model, not a curated record
AUGUCUACGACCCAAGCUGGCAUCUUCUCUACUUUGCGGCCCUUUGGUCUCCCACCCGCUCCCAUUCUCUCCCUAAUACUGACCUACGGUCUCAACUUUGUGGCUACUCCUCGGCAGUACUAUGGUCCUCUCCUUGGGAAGAACAACGACGACCCGGCGAGCCUUCUCUCUCGUGCAGAACAUGAGAAAGGGGUGGUCCCCCCAGAGAAGCUCGUCAAAAUUACCAGAGCCAAAGGAGCCGCUGCUAAUCUGGCAGAAAACAUGCCCUUAUACGUAGUGGCGAGUCUCGUCAGUUGGUUGGCUGGAGUGAAGCCUGAAUAUCAGAACGCCUACCAUAGUGUGUGGUUCCUCUGUCGUGUCGCCUAUAAGUGGGCGUAUCUACAAGGGAACGGCACGCUUAGAUCUAUAUUCUUCUUUUCGGCUUCCGUCUCCACGUUCGUGAUGCUGAUCCACGGUGGGAACUUGCUAGCCACGAAGUACUGA